CUCUCCAGUUCGGUUAUAUAUCCACAACAGAUCUCUGAGCUUGCACCAGGUUCGUGGUUCAGCCGCGAAUGCCUGGUCCGCAUUUACCCGCCUCCGUUACCAUCCCUCCCGGGAUACGUGACCGGGAGCGACUUCAACAUGAAAAUGCAGAUCGCUAGCAGCUUUCGGUGUUCUGGUAGCAUCGCCGUACCUUUGAUGUUGCUGGACUGAUUGCUGGGCCCUGGCUGGAGCUAUUAGCAUCUCAUCGGGAACUAUAUCCGGCUCCGUUGGGUGUGGUAGCAUCUCUGCCAUAAGAGAGAUGGGCUCGAGGUGACCUGCGAGCGUAUUAGUAUUUAAUCGCCUCCUGCUGCCGCCCAGCGUUGAGGUGUAGCCCAGCCUCAAGACUCCAAACACCAUCCCAAGCCCUCACGGUUCCUGUCCCGCUUGCGCAGUUAUCUCACCAUGCUGUUGAAGUCUCUUGCUACCUUCGCCGCCUUGGCGGCAUCAGGCCUCUGCGCUUCGCUACAGCAGGUCAGCAACUUCGGCACCAACCCUACCAGGAUUCAGAUGUACAUCUAUGUGCCCGACAGGCUGGCCACCAAGCCAGCUAUCAUAGUAGCGCUCCACCCUUGCGGAGGUACCGGGCAGCAAUGGUUCAGCGGUACACGACUGCCGUCCUACGCCGAUUCCAACGGGUUUAUCCUCAUCUACCCCAGCACGCCCAACAUGAGCAACUGUUGGGAUGUGCAUAGCCCGGCUAGCCUGACCCAUGGCGCGGGCGGGGACGCACUCGGCAUCGUAAAUAUGGUCAACUAUACCAUUGAGCGGUACGGCGCCGACCGCGCUCGCGUCUACGUCAUGGGGUUUUCGUCCGGCGGAAUGAUGACCAACGUCCUCGCGGGUUCGUAUCCCGACGUGUUCGAGGCGGGGGCAGCCUACUCUGGAACCCCUCAUGCUUGUUUCGCCGGUGCCCAGGGAGCCACACCGUUCGCUCCCAACCAGACCUGUGCCCAGGGGCUGCAGCAUACGCCGCAGGAGUGGGGUAACUUCGUUCGCAACUCGUACCCAGGAUAUACCGGACGUCGACCGCGGAUGCAGAUAUCGCAUGGCUUGGCCGAUACCUUGGUACGGCCGCAGUGCGCCGUCGAGGCGUUGAAGCAGUGGUCCAAUGUCCUUGGCGUUGAGUUCACUCGGAACGUAACCGGAGUACCAUCGGCCCAGUUCACGCAGCAGAUCUACGGAGAUGGGACGAAGCUGCAGGGAUUCUUUGGGCAAGGCGUGGGCCAUGCACCCACCGUGAACGAGCAACAAAUGUUGAGGUUCUUUGGUCUGAUCAACUGAUUCGUUGCCCACGAGUCUCCCAUGGACUGACCGAUUCGAGUUCGAGGCGGCGGUGGGAAGGGUGUGGCAGGGGGGUUCGCCGUCAACGGCCCGGG
Molecule: messenger RNA, 1415 nt
Organism: Canariomyces notabilis
Lineage: Eukaryota; Fungi; Ascomycota; Sordariomycetes; Sordariales; Chaetomiaceae
Product: carbohydrate esterase family 1 protein
Exons: 3
Coding region: 442-1320 (292 amino acids)
Cellular component (GO): extracellular region
Molecular function (GO): hydrolase activity
Source: RefSeq, a predicted model, not a curated record